This is a messenger RNA of Tilletiopsis washingtonensis, 519 nucleotides long. RefSeq lists its product as hypothetical. Gene Ontology annotation, molecular function: zinc ion binding. The record is from RefSeq and is a predicted model, not a curated record. Gene Ontology annotation, biological process: protein import into mitochondrial intermembrane space. NCBI's taxonomy places the organism in Eukaryota, Fungi, Basidiomycota, Exobasidiomycetes, Entylomatales. The coding region runs from base 1 to 519 and encodes 172 amino acids. The transcript is spliced from 3 exons. Gene Ontology annotation, cellular component: mitochondrial intermembrane space.
AUGUGCAAGCACAUCCUCAACGCCCAAGUCUCCAUCCGCGCUCCGUGCUGUCGGAAAUUCUUCGAUUGCCCACAAUGCCACGCUGAGAGUUCGGCGAAGGAAGACGGGCACCAGCUGCGCCCGACGACGGAGCUGGCCAUGCUCUGCAAGAAGUGCAGACGCGCAUUCCGCGUGGAUCUGGAGCGCGCCGAGGAGGCGGACAACUACUGUCCGCAUUGCGAUAACUGCUAUGUGAUCGAAGCAAAGACUCCGGCGCCAAUGCUGGGUAUUGAAGGAGAAGACGCAAGGAUGGACAAUCGCAUGCUGAAAGACGACCGCCUCUACGACCCGCGCCGCGACUUCCACGCGCGCGAAAAGGCCGCGCAGGAGUCGGAGCGGCUGGACGCGGGCGGCGUGGCUGCGGCGCUGCAGCAGCGCGCGCGGGAAGUGGGGAGGCCGAACAUUGAGGGACUGGAUGGUGCGGGAGGCGGAGUGGAGGGAGGCGUGGUGAAUGACGAGGAGCUCGAUUGGAGCAUGUAG